Messenger RNA from Penicillium brevicompactum, 1926 nucleotides. RefSeq lists its product as uncharacterized. Lineage: Eukaryota; Fungi; Ascomycota; Eurotiomycetes; Eurotiales; Aspergillaceae. The record is from RefSeq and is a predicted model, not a curated record. The coding region runs from base 1 to 1926 and encodes 641 amino acids. The transcript has 2 exons.
AUGGCGAUCCGUCGGUCCGCGCGCAUUCGUCGCGCCCAAGAAUCUCCAGAGGUUGAGGAAAGUACUCCGCAACCCGAGUCAGUCGCUCCUUCCCAACUCGCCUCUGUUGCUGAGGGCGACGAAAGUUCCGAAUUGCCUCGCGUCCAAACUCCUCUGACCAAAACACCUGCGCGCAAACCCCCCAGCACGCACAAAACCCCCAGCACGUCCGCUAAGCGAUCAUCUACCAACGCGAUUACUCCCACCAGCGCAAUGGCGCGUCCGUCUCGAGCGGAAAUGCACCCCAGCAAGGCCCACCAGAGCACAACGAAGAAGGUGGACUCGGGCCUUAUCCUUGGCUUCAAUCCCAUCACAAAGGAUGCCGAUGGCAAGGUAGUCAAUAACGGCGUGGCUGACAACACACCGACCAAGUCGAAGCCGUCUCCUGCGACCAGUGGCUUUGGAACACCGGGAUUUGAGUUCAAAUUCCAGUCCCAGGAGACGGAUUUGAGCGACCAGGCGAAGUUGCUCAUGGACAGUGUCCGUGGUGACGUUGCUCGUAUUAAAGCCGAAAUGCUUGAGCAGAAAUCCAAGCAAGACCAGGAAGAUGAGAAGGCUGGGCACUCUCACGGAGACCGGAAGAUUGCCAUGCCAAAGGGGCAGGCUGGACGCUUCAGCGACAUUCACAUGGCCGAAUUCAAAAAGAUGGAUUCCAUUGCGGGGCACGCCUCGUCAUUCCGCGGUACUGCUGAUCGGUUCGUGCCCUUGACCAAGUCUCUGAAGCGGACCAAGUCUAAGGCUCAGCUUGAUGAACCCGAGAAUCACGACUCAUCCCCAUCCCGAUCAGCUGCUAAAGGCUCGAGCUUGCCUGCUCCUACUGCGCCCUCUACCGCCAAGCGCGUCAAGCACAAUCAGGCGGAAGAUACCUCAGCUCGUCCUCAACCCUCCGAGGUCGAAACACAGAAGGUCGAGGCACAGAAGGUCGAGACUCCUCGUCGGCCAGCCGGUCCUCGUCCUCGCCCUUUCAAUCGCAACUCACUCAUGACCCCCACGCGUGCAUCGCUCGCUCGCUCCUCUCUCAGCGUCAAGGCGCCAAAGACUUCAUUGAUUCCAUCGCUUAAGCUUUCCCCGGCUGCCAAGACGAUUGCGUCGCCACGGACUCCUCAGACUGAUUUCAAUCCCCGCUUGAAGGGCAAGCUGCCCACUCUUGGUAACCUGAGAUCCAUUCUUCGUCGACGUCAGCCACUCUUCUCCCGUGAUCCGGCCAAGAUUGCAUCCGGAACACACGUGGCUGCACCAGAUUUCAAUCCCAAUUCCCUCUUUGCAGGAGCUGGAGAUGUUAGCGACUCUGCGCCAACUCCUUCGCCUAAGAAGCACGUUGAAUUUACUCCAAGCGUCAAAUCCCGUCAUGAACUCGCUGUCGCUUCGCCUUCUCCUUCCAAGGCCCCAUCAUCUCAGCGCCUUUCUGUGGCAGGAGAUGUGAGCUAUCCCACUCUCCCCACUCUUACGCCAGAGAAGAACUCGAAGGUUACAGAGUCUACUACUCCCACUUCAGCUCCCAAGUCUAUUCGUCAAAUCCGCAAAUCGGACAAUGAGGCAGUUCCUGGUGCUUUCCCGGAACUCCCUGUAGUUACUCACGGCAUUUCUCAUGGAAUCAAGAACAAGAAGAGACACCGAGAUGAGUCUGAUGACAAUGAUACUCCCACCACCAAACGGACCAAGAAUGUGCUACCUGUGGAUACUCCCUCGGCUGAGCGCAGCGCCAAGAGACUCAAGGCCACUCCAAGCCCAGUUAAGAAGCGACCUACCAACACUCCCGUUCGUCCUUCAGCCAGCCGAGUGAGCACCCCGGUCACUGCAAGUGCAAAGCAGAAGAGUCGAGGUGUCCUCAGCAUGAGUCGUCUCAACAUGCUCUCCAAGCCGAAGAAUCACUCCAAGUCAAAGUAA